GGCGGCUCGACAAUGACGUAAGGCGGAAAGGCCCUGAUUUGUUGUUCCGCUCAUGUUCAUAAAGUUUGUUGAAAUUAAGGAGCUGCAGCGCAAUGAGGUUUCUACGGGGCGUACUGCCACGAUUGGGCCUCGUAGCCCGAUCUGUCCUUUCUUCCAACCAGCAAUUGAAAGGCCAACCGUAUGGGCAUGCUGCAGGGCCUCUCCCAGCCAUACAGGAGCCAGCACAGACAGUGGAUGACAGAGUGUUGAACGACCCCCUGAAACAUCCUGAUUUCUUCCAUGUCAAUGAGCUCUUCACUGUAAAAGACCUCUUCGAUGCCAGGGUGCACUAUGGUCACAAGAGAGGCUGUCGGCACAGGCUGAUGGAACCAUAUCUUUUUGGCUGCCGUUUGGAGCAAGACAUUAUUGACUUGGAUCAGUCUGUUCUUCACCUUCAGCAGGCGCUGAACUUCACUGCCCAUUGUGCAUAUCGGAAAGGCAUCAUCCUGUUUGUAAGUCGAGCCAGUCAGUUUUCUCACCUGAUAGAAAAAACGGCGCAGGAGAGUGGAGAGUACGCGCACACCAGGUAUUGGCAAGGUGGCCUACUGACCAAUGCGCACAUUCAAUACGGCACUGGUGUUCGUCUGCCUGACCUCAUCAUCUUUGUCAACACCUUAAGCAAUGUAUUUGAACAGCAUGUUGCAGUGCGAGAUGCUGCCAAGAUGAACAUCCCAACGGUGGGGAUAGUGGAUAGUAACUGUAAUCCAAGUCUCAUCACUUACCCCAUUCCAGGGAAUGAUGAUUCUCCCUCGGCCGUUAAACUUUAUUGUAAACUUUUUAAAAUGACCAUUCUCCGGGCAAAGGACAAAAGACGUCAAAUGGACCUUCUGCAUGGACUCCAGAAAGAAUGAACCAAGUGAAGUACUUAAUAUUCUGAGAUAUAGAACUGCCAUCAGGCAUUGGAAUCUGUAAAAGCAGGAGGAACUCUCCUUUGUAAUUAAAAAAAAUUAAUACAUUAAAUUAGUCCGUGGUUAGCA
Pristis pectinata (smalltooth sawfish) is the source of this 1016-nucleotide messenger RNA. RefSeq names its product mitochondrial ribosomal protein S2 (gene mrps2). The record is from RefSeq and is a predicted model, not a curated record. Gene Ontology annotation, biological process: translation. Lineage: Eukaryota; Metazoa; Chordata; Chondrichthyes; Rhinopristiformes; Pristidae. Gene Ontology annotation, molecular function: structural constituent of ribosome. Gene Ontology annotation, cellular component: ribosome; mitochondrial small ribosomal subunit.